This is a messenger RNA of Odocoileus virginianus texanus, 7072 nucleotides long. NCBI's taxonomy places the organism in Eukaryota, Metazoa, Chordata, Mammalia, Artiodactyla, Cervidae. The record is from RefSeq and is a predicted model, not a curated record.
CAGUUCACAAUGAGCUUGCAUUCCAGCCUCCCAUUUCUAAUCAUCCUGCUCCUGAGUAUUGGUGUUCCAUCGCUUACUUUGAGAUGGAUGUUCAAGUAGGAGAGACAUUCAAGGUCCCCUCAAGCUGUCCUAUUGUUACUGUCGACGGCUAUGUGGACCCUUCUGGAGGAGAUCGCUUCUGCUUGGGUCAGCUCUCCAAUGUCCACAGGACAGAAGCCAUUGAGAGAGCAAGGUUGCACAUAGGCAAAGGUGUGCAGUUGGAAUGUAAAGGUGAAGGAGAUGUUUGGGUCAGGUGUCUUAGUGACCAUGCAGUCUUUGUACAGAGCUACUACUUAGACAGAGAAGCUGGGCGUGCACCUGGAGAUGCUGUUCAUAAGAUCUACCCAAGUGCAUAUAUAAAGGUCUUUGAUUUGCGUCAGUGUCAUCGUCAGAUGCAGCAGCAGGCAGCCACGGCACAAGCUGCAGCAGCUGCCCAGGCAGCAGCCGUGGCAGGAAACAUCCCGGGCCCAGGGUCAGUGGGUGGAAUAGCCCCAGCCAUCAGUUUGUCGGCUGCUGCCGGAAUCGGUGUGGAUGACCUCCGUCGUUUAUGCAUACUCAGGAUGAGUUUUGUGAAAGGCUGGGGACCUGAUUACCCAAGACAGAGCAUCAAGGAAACACCUUGUUGGAUUGAGAUUCACUUACACCGGGCCCUCCAGCUCCUUGAUGAAGUCCUUCACACCAUGCCUAUUGCCGACCCACAGCCUUUAGACUGAGGUCUUUUAACUUACUGUUGGGGCCCUUACCAUUUUCAGGAUGGUGGACUAUAAGAUGCAAUCCUGUUUAUAAUCUGAAGAUAUAUUUCACUUUUGUUCUGCUUUAUCUUUUCAUAAAGGGUUGAAAAAUGUGUUUGCUGCCUUGCUCCUAGCAGACAGAAACUGGAUUAAAACAAUUUUCUUUUUCCUACUUAGAACUUUUCAGGCAUGGCUCAGAGCUUGAAGAUUGGGACAAAUACAUUCUUAUUAAAUCUUCACCAGUUAUGUUUGAAGGAAUCAUUCCAAUGCUGGAAAAUUUAGCCCUUUAAAAUGUUUUAGAGCCUUUUAUAUGCAGAACAUCAAUAUGUGUGUUAUUCUACAGAAUAAAUUUAAUAUUGCUCAUUUUAAAGGCAGAGAAGUUCUCAAAGUUAAUUCACCUAUGUUAUCUUGUGUGUGAGUUGUUGUUGUUGAACAUACUUUACUCCAAAAUAUUGUGCCAUGUGGGUGAGUUAAUUUUACCAAGAGCAACUUUACUCUGUGUUUAAAAAAGAUAGUAGUGUAUUAUAACCUUUUAUCCAAAAUAUUUUUUUCAAGUUAAACUAGUGAAGAUGAUUUUAACUCAGAUUGUCUUGCGACUUCAAUUUUUCUUUUGCCAAGGCAAAACACUAAUCUGUGUAUAUUGAGAAUUCCUUAAAAUUAUCAGACAAAGGAGUAUCAUUUAAAGUUACAUUUGUUAUUUUUGUUGGAUAACUAUUUAUCAAUAAAUAUACUUUUGCCCUGUUAAACAGUAGAUGUAUUCUGUAUUUCUAGGCACAGGGUUGGUUACUAAGGAGCCUAGAAGAGGAAUUUCUUUCCUUCCUUAACAUAGGGAAAGAUUUUAUAUUUUUAAAAACACUAAAAGCAGUGUCACUCCAUCUAAUACCUUACCGUUCUGCACAGGUGGCAACGCUAAGCUAAAUAAUGAGUAUUUUGGAAACCGCUAAAUUCUUUGUCAAGUACUGUGCAGGAUAAUAGAAACAUUACCAUUCAUUGAUAGGUAGUUUGGAUAUUUUUGUACUUGAUUUGAUGUGUGACUUUUUUUUCGUAUACUGUUUAAAUCAUGUAUGUUAUGACAUUGUUUAAAAUUCAGUUUUUGUAUCUUGGGGCAAGACUGCAAACUUUUUUAUACCUUUUGGUUAUUCUAAGCCCUUUGCCAUCAAUGAUCAUAUCAAUUGGCAGUGACUUUGUAUAGAGAAUUUAAGUAGAAAAGUUGCAAAUGUAUUGACUGUACCACAGACACAAUAUGUAUGCUUUUUACUUAGCUAGUAGCAUAAAUAAAACUGAAUCUCAACAUGCAAAGUUGAAUUCUAGGUUUGAUUUUUAACUUUUUUUUUCUCUUGCACUUUUGAGUCCAACCUUAGUGGUGAGACACCUUCUACUAAAUGACAGGCAACAGCUAGUACUAUUGGGCAGCUUUGGUUUUCUUCUCCCACUCUACUAGGACUCCCCGUGGACGUUAUGUAUCAAGUGUAGGGUUGGUUAUUUUUUUCACUUUUAUUUUACUGUAGCAAAGCUAGGCCUGAUUGUCUAUAAGAUAAAUAGGUUGUCUGCAGGAUAAAUAGUGUGAAAUAAAAUCAAAGAUUAUCUUUCAGAUGUUUUUGCUUUUUUCAAAAUGGAGGGCCUUUCUUAGUGUAAUAAGAUUAUUUCAGGUGUGUUACAAGUUUGAGACAUGAGAAAUACUUACGCAUGAUAAUCAUCCUUAUAUCAGUUUAAAUCAACAAGUCUUCUACUUCCUUGCUUAGGUCUUCUCUUCUUAAUAAGACCAUCCUAGAAACCACUGAGUUUGCUUAUUUCUGUGCUUUAAACAUAUCUUAAUCCAAGCUACAUGUCUUUUGUUUUUUAAAAUAACAUUUCUACCAACUCAUUUAUACUCUUGAGUUCUUACAAACACUUCUGUUAAAGACCUAAUUCUAACCUGUAAAAAUGUGGUGAUUUUACAGUUUAUUGGCAAAUUUUCUAAAAAGAUAUCUUCAUUCUCUAGGAAUUUUUGACUUUAGGUCUGUUUUACUGUAAAUGAAGAGUAGGAGCGAGAGGAGAGAGUUUUAGAGUAACAGAUUUUUAAAACUGAGUUUAUUUGAUUAGAACUAUAAGCAUGCUAUGAUAUAAUACAUCGCCCCUUUUUCUGCUUUAAAGGAAGUUUACGUGUUUAAUCAUCUGGGGGAAGUAUUGUGGAAAAUAUUUGCUAAGUAGUCUGUCUUUGAGUCUAGGCCACCCACCUUGGUUGCUUUUUGCAAAGAGCCAUAAAAAUACUACAAGUACAUAAAAGUACUUCUAGUUAUUAAUUGCUUUAUAUUUGUGCCUAGGUUCAGUCACAUGCUUUUGAGAAAACAUUUAGUAUAUUAUAAUCAGUUAUUUCUGAGGGUCUUAGUUGUUGAACAGUAUUUACAUUUCUUAGAGGUAGUCAUCUUUGAUGAGCAAGACUAAAAGAACCACUAGGUUUAAGAUUUUAUGGCUAUUUUAAGAGUAGAAGAGUUUCCACAUUUCUUGGAAUCUGACUGACUGUUAGGAGGAUAGGGUUCUGGGUGGGUUUUCUCUAGCUAGCUCAUCUCUCGGAAAUGCUCAGAAUGUUGAAUUUCAGUGAAAACUGAGCAGAGUUGAACCAGGUACGUACCUUUAUGAUCCAGUGUGAGGCCUCUCCACUUCCCUCUAGUGCCUUUCAGCGCAUUGUCAAAGGGAAUCCUUAAAUCCAAAAUGGUGUUGUUGCCUUUAAUUUCCCGGGGGUAGGUUCUUCUGUGGGAUGUAGUCUUAUCUCAUUUUUUAUAGUAUACUACUCCUGUUAUACAAAGAUAGUGGUAAUAAAUCACUGCCAUAUAACCUUGUUUUUCUAGAAGCAUGGCUCAUUUGUAUUGACCUAACCACUAAAUAGGUUGCCUAUCCCAUUCCUCUUGUAAACAUUGUAGGUUUACAGUUUAGGUGAUCUGGCUUAAGGAGAACUAUACUCAAAAUAUCCAGAUAAACUGAACACAUAUCAGUUGUGUUGCACUUCAAAGUAAAAAAUCCACUUUCAUGAGGAAGGGUGUAGUGUAAAGGAGUAUUUGUGAUAGAACAUUUGACGGCAGAAUAAAAUGUCCUGUCUUCCAGAUGAUAAAUACCUUAUUUUAAAAGCUUAAUUGCAGUUGUCUUCUUGACUAUGCCCACCUAAAGAAGGGGAAUUUUACAUUUUUCCCAUGGUGCUCCUUAAGUAUCAGUGGAGGUUAAAGAAUAUAUGGUGAAGUAUUUCUGUUCUUGAUUUGGUGGUAACUAGUUAAUAGUUACUCACUAGUGAUUAUACAAAAUCAGAUUAGUUCUGAACAUUUUUGAGAGCCUUUUGGAAGGAACAGUGUUAUCCUGAGUAAGGCAGAAUCCUUUUUGUUGAUAGUUUCUAAAGGUUGUUCGUACCAUCACUGAGUCAUUUUACUGGCAUUGUAUUUAAUGACAACAGAUUGGGGAAAUGGAGUGUUUUAAGUUACUGGGGUAGAUGAGCAUAUGAAAGUAAUUACCUGUAAAGUCAGUUAACAGCUCCUGUGGAUGGGCUUGGCUGAGACUUGCAGAUGGAAGAAAUGCUUCUUUUCCUUCCUAAAGGCAGGACCCCUCUUGCUGCAGAUAGCUAUCUGUAAAAUAAUUGCCUAAGCCCUCUUUUGCAAGAUGAUAGAAAGUGGGAUAUGAGAGCCUUGUGUGCAACCUUUCCAUUUUUUUCUCGGACAACUAGAUAAUUUCUUUUCUCCUAAUACAUAUUAGGAAGGACAUAAAAAGCUAGUGACCUUAUUCAUAGCAUCCUCAGGCCCAGCCUUGUCCCUAAGCACUUGCCCCAGUGUUGCUAGAGUGUUUAUCUUACUCUUCUGCUGUCACCACAGAAUGGGAGUUUUUGCAUAAUCCAAAUUUACCUUAUUUAAGCAGUAAAACUUUUUCUACUGUGCUCAUUUUCUGACGUGGAGUUAUUUGAUAUAUGUAUCAGAGAACAUUGGAUGCGGUGUUUCUCUUGUGCCUCCUGGCUUAUAGACUUCAGGGGCUGCUAAGACAUGUGGGACAGUCUUACCUUCACUGAAUGGUCGCAGGCUGCUGUGGUUUGGAAUGUUUGGUUUUGUUAUACGCAGACCCCUUCCUUCCCCCACCCCCAUUAAUGACAGCAGCCGCUUCCUGUGUGUUGUCAGUAUACCUCCCCUUUCUUCCUUCUCCCCUUUCUGAUUGACUUUCCUGACUGCUUAGGCAAGAAAACCGGAUAACCAUACUUUUUAGAACUUUCUUUAAAACACGGGCAAACUGGGACAGGACCCAAGAAACUUUCCUGUAAAGUAUUGAAAAGGACUUUAGGGCUUUAGCAUUUGAUAUCAGUUUGACUGCUGAGUGUGCUUCCUGAUCCUUGCUGAGUUUCAGGUAGUUGAGAAUAGAGAGAAGUGAGUCAUACUCAUAUUUUUUUCCCCCUUGAAAGGUUUUGUUGCUUCCACUUGAGUGCUGCUCAAAACAAAAACUGGGGUUACAAAGUGUUGGUUGGUUACAAAAUGAGCAUCAAUAGUCAAAGGCAGCAUUGCUGCCUAGAGGACACCAGUGUAAAAAGAACACAGCAAAAAAAUGAAAGCUUGGAAAAUGAGAGGGUUAUUUUCGUUUUGUUUUGGUGUCCCUUUUUGAGUCCUAUCUUCUGGCUUUCCUCCUCACAGAUAUUUUUGACCUUUAGGUGCCUUUAUGAGAAUUGAGGGUCUGAUAACCUGCCCCAAGGAGUAGCUAAAGUGAUUGCUGAUGUUUUCAGGGAUUUUAACAUCAGCCUUGAAUGAGUGAAUGAACCUUUUUUCUUCCCCUUUCAUCAUUUUUUUUUUUUAAUGUAGGAAGAACAAAGGAGAAAACUGGUGAAGACAAUCAUUUCUCUCUACUGAUGUGGAUAAUUUUCAGUUUAUCUCAGAUGCUUUCUCAAAUAGGUCUCAGAACCAGUGUUCUUGCUCAGCCUGAAAUGAGUGGCUCUGGGCUGGGGCCAGAAGCUGCACCCUCUAGUUUGCGCUCUGCCGCUAAAACUUGAUGUAUAUGACCUUGGGCAAGUCAUUUCCCUUCUUUGGGCCUCAGUUGCCUCAUCUGUAAAAUGAGGGAGUUGGACUAGAUGAGUUCUUCCAGCUCUGAAGUUUAAGUGACCUUGCUUACCUUGCAGCAGUUUGGGAGUUCUUCCUUACUUUGGUCUGCUGUUUGAGGGGGCUUUUUACUUAUUUCCACAUUAUUCAAAUGAGACUAGGCUUGAUAUUUUAUUACUGUUCUGUGGACAAGAAGUUACAUAAUAUGUCCUUAAGACUUAAAUUCAACCAAAGGCCUAGCACCACCUUGGGGGCUGCAAUAAAUACUUAAAAUAAUAAGAGGGAGAAAAGCCUUCAUUUUAUUUUCUCAUCAUCUGUUUUCAUGGUGUAUUAAGGCUUCUUUUGAGUCAUAAUAUUUUUACCUUUUGGGUAUGUGUGUGACACCAUCUUCUUAAGUGCUGUGUGCUGGUAAAAUUUUUUAAAACUAGAAUGGGUUGAAAACUUAUUGUAAAUGCCUAGUGAUAUUAGAGGUCAUUGCUUUGGGUCUUUGGUUUCUUAACUCUUCUCAAAAUAGGGAAAUUUCCUUGAACUAUAUCAAUUAAAAUGCUUUAUAUGACUCAAGAAAACAAUACCAGUGGAUGACUAUUCACUUUAUUUUUGGCUCUUGUUAGGUCCAUUUUGAUCAGAAGACUUGGCUGGAGCAUUCCGUUCAGAGUUCUCUUCCAGCCUAUCCUUGAAUUAGUAUAAUUAAUGGACUUGGCUUUUUCAAGGAUCAAGCCUUCUUUGGGGGUGGGUCAAGGGUAGGGGGUUGGGGAGUCCUGGUAGAGGCCAGCUCAGUGGUGGCUGGAAGGGAAGGGAUGAAACCAGCUGCUGUUGCUAUGGCUGCUUGUCAUUGAUAGAAGGACUCAGGGCUUGGAUUGGUUAAAAGGCUAAACACGGAGUCAACAAACUUCUUCCAAGCAUUGGGUUCUGGCCAAUGCCUUGGACGUGUGAUUUAAGGGAAGAGUGUGAAAGCUUGUAGAUGAUGAAAACCUGGUGGGCUGCAGAACCAUUCGGAAGAGGUGACUCGGGGUUGGGGGCGGAUUUGGGGGUCAUACCUCCCAACUCUGUCUCCUCUCCUGAAGUCAGAGGAGCCAUGCCGUAUCUCAGAGGAGAGCCACACUUAGCUUCUGCUUUGGGGAAAACUGAUCAGCUAAGGGCUCUGGUAGGUCCUUUGUGGCUUUCUGUAUGCUUUUGCCUGGUUGAAGUCUGUGGCUGAAAAACAGUUGAACCUUUCCUGAGAACUCUGUAACAAAGUAUGUUUUUGAUUAAAAGAGAAAGCCAAUUAAA